Caenorhabditis remanei is the source of this 456-nucleotide messenger RNA. RefSeq lists its product as uncharacterized. The transcript has a single exon. The record is from RefSeq and is a predicted model, not a curated record. NCBI's taxonomy places the organism in Eukaryota, Metazoa, Nematoda, Chromadorea, Rhabditida, Rhabditidae. Bases 1 to 456 code for a protein of 151 amino acids.
AUGGUUAAAAAUAAUAAAUAUGUCAAAGAACCUACAUCCAUUAGACUUCUUCGAUCUGUUGAAGAUUCAGGAACAGCUGAAAGUCGGACUGAGGGAGGUCUAGAACAAUCUUCGUCCGAAUCACUUUGGGGUAUCAUUGGCGGUGGAGGCGGUGGUGGAGGUGGAGGUACUGAAGAUGGUGUGGCAAUAGUUGGAAGUGGAGGUGGUGGAGGAGGAGGAGCUUUAUUUGAAAUCGGAGGUAAAGAAUGUUGGGAAGACGACUUUGCAGACGGAGCAGGGGGCGGUGGAGCUGACUUUGGAGAUGGUGAUUUCGAUGGUACAGAAGACGACUCUCUCCAAGAAGAUGUGGUUGAUAUUGGAGUUUUGAGAGAAGGAGGUGUAGCGGGAGGGGGUGGAGGAGCAGUUCGAAUUGGAGUUCGCGAGGAGAGCUUAAUUUCAGCAUAUUCAUCAACUUGA